AGACAUGAAGGACCUUUUGGGUGUUUCAAACAUUUGCUUUUUAUGCAUCAAAAAAUAAGUCAAUAAGUUUUGAUAGAUUUGAAUUUGAACAAUUCUAACGGAAAGAUUGUUUAUUGGUUUUAAGUGUUUUUUAAAGGCUUAAUGGAGUCAUCAUAGACUUUAUUGAAAAUAUUUUAAACAGUUUAUGUGUGAAAAAACUACAAAUUGGACAUAAUUAUCAGCUAUAAACCUACAGUUUGUGGAGAGUUAAAAGUUUAAUUUUAAUUUUACUGCUAGAGUUUAUCUUUAUUGCCUGCGUUGUUGGAAUAAUGAUAUUUUCAACAAAAGUUGGGUGUGCGAGUGUAUCCAUUUGAAUUGCGAUUAUCAGUGGCUGAUACCAGUCUGUGGACUAAUACUGCUGUGUGAAAUAAUUCAUCCUUAGUCAGGAUUGGAGGGAAAUGAAAGUUAUUGAAAGUCCUCAAGGAAUCCCUGGAUUGCAUGAAAAUGGAAUGUUAAGUAUUGUGUUUGUGUUAUUGCUUCAGUUGAUUCAGAAAUGAUUGAAUGAGCGAUUUAUGUUAAUGAUUGAUUGAAUAUUACUAAUUCCACAACAAACAAUUGGCAGAACCAGCAUUGUGUUCAUGGUUUGCCAGUGGUUCAGGUCAUCUAUUGAUUCUGUUUGGAUUUUGGAUAUAAUCUUGUAAUCUCAAAGCUAAUAUUGUUCUAGCACAGAUGAAAGAAUGAAUACAUUUAUGAGCUUAAGUGACAGCUAAGUAUGGAUUGUCUUAUAACAUUUGAAAGUGUUAUACAGUAGCCACAAAAUUGUUAUAACACUUGAGCUUGGAUUUACAUCAUUUGUUACCUACAACGAAAAGGAGUAAUCAUUAUAAGAACUUUGUGAUAAAAGCAACACGGAUAAAAUAUAACUAUUUCUCAGAUCCCUGAUGUUGCUGUACGUGCAGAAUGAGCAUGCGUCCUGGUUGUCAUGGUAACGAGAUGACGUUGAAAGAGCACCUGCCCUCCCAGGAACAGAUCAACCAAUCUCUGCUACAAGUGUUUGAAAUCAACAUUGAUGACUUCCCUAUCACUGAUAACAACAGUGUGGACUGCCCAGAGCCGGAGCUUGUACAGUUUUGAAGACUUUGUUUCCACUGGUCAGCCCCGCUGCCCGGUCGAGUCAAGGUCAUCCUUCAUGAGCCCUGCCAGGCCCCUCACAGGCCAUGCUGCAUACAGUAACCAAGGCAAUGAGAGUGGAAACAUCAUGUAUCUCCUUGAUGAUGACAAUGGCAAAAAGGAACUACAUCGAUCAAAGACCCUACCAAUCAUCCGCACUCCUAAGGUAUCGAUCAGCGAAACGUCCCCGCCAGGGAAGGAAAAACAGCUGUCGAGAAAACAGUCGGUUCCCGUCCUGAGCUUUCUUAAGAGGGGGAAAACCAGUCAAGAUGUCACGAACAACGCAAGGCACUUCCUGCGCAGUAAGAGCUGUGAGCGACGGAAGAGCACGGGUGUCAUACAGAAACUGUCACCUUCUAACAUGCGAGGGUCUGCAUGGAACUUUGAUGAUGACACAGAUUCUACUGCCUCAUCAGAAAACAUGACCACCGGCUCCGAUGAUGUGUCUGUGCACAAAAGCCCCACCCCUCUCUACUACACAACGCCGCCUAAAGCUAACAUCACAAGGAGUUCAGAGGAGAGGAAGAGUUCCAAGCGGCCUAGCAGUCACCACUCGGACCCUUCGAAUCUCAAUCUCCGGGGACGCUCUGUUAGUCUUGAUUGUGGUGAUGGGAGGAUGAUGAAGCUGUAUGGGUCGGACACUGAAAGCCAGCAGGGGAGCCCGAGAGCCCAACAGACCCUCCGGGCGUCGCCCAGCGACCCGGGGUUCCUCCUCCGCAAUGGCUAUCCCUCUCUCGCCAGGCCACCCAGAACACCGUUGUCAACCCCGAAGAAGCGUUCCUCUCUUGUGAGCACAGACACGGGAAGUUCUUCCCCAGGCAAGCAGGAACGGAAACGUUUAAGCAAGGAAUGCAGAACAUACGACAUUAUAGCGCUGUUUGAUGCAGUCGAGAAUCAGGACCUCGACGCCGUGAAGGACAUUCUGGAAACCAACGGCAUCGAUAUCAACAGUGUGAACAGUGAAUUUCUGACGCCCCUUGAUGUUGCUGUGAUGACCAACAACAUUCCGAUGGCCAAGAUGCUGCUGUCCCAUGGAGCGCGCGAGUCCCCCAUGUUUCAAAAGGGUGAGGGUCGGUCACAAAGACUGGACACACUUGUGUCAGAAGCUGAAAAGAGGGUCGUUGAUUUGACACAGGCAGUGAUCAAUGGAGCGUCUGGAAAUAGUGCAAUAUCAUCCAACACACAUAGAGAGUAUGAGAAACAGUUGAACCAUUGGGAGUUUCGCCAUCGACUCCUCAAGCGCAUGAAAGCAGGCUAUGACCAUGCACGUUGCCCAGACCCACCCACUAACGUGUCUCUGAGCAUCUCGGGCAGUACCUCCCUCGCCAUCAAGUUUAGUGAACCACUCAACAGGAAUGGCGCUGUUGUCACCAAAUACAAAGUUGAGUGGAGUUUGGUCGACAGUUUCACACCUGUGGAAGGGGAGAUAAUGCUGGAUGAUGUACGAAACCUGGAGGUCGAGAUCAAGCAUUUAAAGAAGGGCACACCAUACUACGUCCGUGUGUAUGCCAUGAACAUGAAGGGAUUCAGUGCCCCGGCCACAUCAAACCCCCUGUAUGGAAUACCUUCAAGUUGGCGUGAUGUGGACAACACACCGCCACGCUCGUACGGAAAACUGAAGAUUCUGGAAGAGCUAUUUACGCAGGUGAAAAGCUUGCGCCCUGCAGACGCCCCCUUGAUCAAGGACACUCCGGGAUCAUCAUCACCAGUACGCAAGAAGAAGGGAUUCAAGAACCUCUUCUCAUCAGCACCAAAGUUCCAAAAAUCUGUUAAAAGGGGCGUGUACCUGGCGUGUUAUUUUUGUUAUGAUGACAAAGUGUUGGUGACGUCAGAGGAGCAGGUGCCCAUCAUAGAGGUGGACGAGACCUACCCUGGACCCACCAUACACCUGGACCUAUACUGGCUAAUGAAGGUUGCAUGUACAUGGGAGGAUGUGAAGUCACUGCGUGCUGACAUGGAGCGGAGUACAGCCGAGGGCAAGGUCCAUUUCCGCGGCAAGCUCCUCCAGGCUGUUGCUACACUACAGAAUGCACUAGGCACACACGAUCUAGGCCAAUUCUACUUCAAGCCUUUACGGGAUUCCAGUGGAAGUAUUGUGCUGGCCACUGUCAAUUUUAUUAAUGACCCAAAAUUGGUGUCGCUAACAUCGAGCAAGUGGAUCCCGUUGUCACGGCUACAGCGACGUCAGAGUCAGUCCAUGGGUGAACUCAUGGAGGAGCAGGACACAGUUACAUCUUCCAUAAAUGACAUGCGUGUGUACCACCGCACCAGUUCUAUGCCACUGCGACCUGGUCUGUAUCUUGGUUACCUGAAACUUCACGUUGCUGUUGACGUGAUACGAGUGAUGGUCUGUCAGGCUGCUCCAAAUGUUCUUCCCAACAUUAAAGUGCGAGACUGUGCAAACAUCUCUGUCGAUGAAUGGCACUGGUUGAAGACCCUCCACAAGGACAAACAGCGGGGCUCAUCCCUGCACCCUAGUCAACAAACAUUCUAUGACGCCCUUGCUAAGGCUUCAGACAAACUCUUCAAAAUGCUAGGUAUUGAAGAGAGUCAGUCGCUAGCCCAUCGUCUGUACAACUACGAGGUGAUCGAGCUGAACCAGCACGUGUCCUUCUUACUGAUGUUGCCACCCGCAGAGGACUUGUGUAUCGUGGCAGGACAGCCGGACGAGAUCAUGGAGCGGGACGACUUUACUCUCCUCCCCGUUCAAGUGUUCGAAAUGAUCAACAUGUGUACAUAUCGGCCAUCGUUCAUCAGUCGCUACUGUCGGCUCUCUUCCAUCCUAGAGUUGGACGCAAUACUCGCACAGCAAGUGCAAAGAGAGGCAUUUUCGAAAGAAGAGCUUCAUUCCGCGAAGGAACGUGUUCACGAGCUAUUAAAGCUGCAGAGCGACCUAGACAAGACGUGGAAAGGCAUGCGCUGGACCAUGGACAUCAUCACCCAUGCGCGGUCACGUUCAUUUUUGGGUGGCAUCACCGUCAAAUCCCUUCUCUCACCAGGAACAGAGCGCGAUCUGUCUUUCGACAUGGAGCAUAAAGGAAGAAUACUCGACAACAACAAUCACCAACAGUGUAACUCCAAUGCAUGUGACUCAAAUGAGAUAAGUGUUGGUAAAGACAAUAGAAAGAUUGCAAAGUUUUAUGAUCCCAAUGAUGAUGUUUCAAAUGACAAUGGGCAUCUAGAAACACAUUCAGAAAUCUCUAGUCACUCGGAACAUUCUGGGAUUUUACGGGUGUAUGCAGCUUAUGAUACCGGUCUUGCAAAAGGAACGAGUGUAAAAUUGCAUGUGACUCCAAAAACUAGUGCACGAGAAGUGAUUAACUUAGUUGUGCUGAAUUUGAAUCAAGCUGUGAUAAAUAAAGGCAAACCGUGCCCUAUAUAUAGUGAGGACCAGUUUAAUGAUUUCUGCCUUGUGGCAGUGAUUGGGGCGCGAGAGAGGAUAUUACGUGACGACUAUCAACCACUACAGCUUCAGAACCCGUGGACAAGGGGCAAGCUGUAUGUGCGGAUGAGGAAUAAUCUGUUGGCUGCAAUACAGCAUGGGCAGGCUACAACCGUGUAACACAUUGCGACUGACGCAAGUAGUGAAGGCCAAAAUCUGACAUUUGCCACACAGAUAUUGAAUGGAAGAGAGCAUUUUAAGACAUGUGAAAGUUCUAUAACAGUUGGAUUAAAAAGUGUAUAUGAAGUAACUGAAAACUUUUCCAGUAGAAGCAUUACUGUAAUCUGUCUCAAACUUGCCAGUCAUAUAAUUCCAGGUUUUAUUUUACGCAAAUUGCUGUCAUUCAUUAAGUAGUCAUCUGUCAUAAAAUACUAAUUUCCAAUAACAUGCUCAUUAUGACAUUAUAUUACUUGAAAUAUUUAUAAUUGUAGAAGGCUAGACUCUUCCAUUAAAAGUCAUAGUGAUUUACAUUAACCAAUUAUUAUCAUUCUAUUAACACUGAAGCAAGGAGUGUUCUAUAACCAGGGUUACUUUCUUGAUUAUGGCCUCUCAGAAUGGACACCAGCAGGCCCCAAUUUCUCAAACUUCUUAAGCUAAACAGGCUUAAGAAGUUUAUUUCAAUUAGCCAAAAUACAUACUUAAAUUGAAUUUUGAUAAUUGAAAAAUGGUUUAUUGUGAUUAUUGUAAAGAUAAUUCCUAUCUUAAGUAUAAAAACUCUUAAAGAAGUAAACAUUACGCAAAUUAUUGAAAAACAAAAAUAGUGAUUAAGCUUAAUCCUGUUAUGAGGGACUUAAGAAGUUUCGAGAAAUUGGGGCCAGUACUGGUUUCUACCCAGGAAACGGAUUCAAGCAUGAUCUAUAAGCUAUCAGCUUUCAUCACAGGCAACCAAAGGAAGUAAAUAUAAACUUCACUCUUAGCGAUAUUGCAAAACUGUACUUUCUUUUCAUACUUAAAACAUCCAUAUAAAUAGUUUUGUACAUAACCAUUUGACUAAUUUAUUAUUGUGUUCAGUAAACCCCAGUGCAAUUUCUUCUAUGUAAAUCACAAACAUCACCCCAUUCUCACUAGUGUUUGUUCUGUGAAUGCAUUUACUAGCAACGACUUAUCAACACAUUAAAUCAAAUUUUAUCCAUCAAAUAUCAUUAGUGAUCGUAUUCACUAGUUCUGCUGCCAGUGUAAUUGAUGAAGUGGUUUUGCAUUUUCAUAAAUUGAAUGGUAAUUGACCAAAGUUAUUGAAAAAUCAAUGUUUGCCUUCAACGGAAUAGUUGGAUAAUUACCAAUCAAAACAUUCAAAACAUUGAUCAUUUGAUAAGAAUAUUUUAAAUGUUUUGUCAAAGCGGGCAGUUUUUGGCAGAGAUUCACCAUUUGUUUUCUUGAUCUCUAACGCAUGUGUAACAAUGAGACAUUCCUUCCCCAGCUUGUUUUGUAUAUUUGUUAUUUGUUAUACAUGAUCCAUGUGAUAUUGUUAUUGCGCAGCAUUGUAGUUAGUGAUUUUCAUUCCCAGUUUGGAAGAUUUUAAUUAUGAUUUGAACAUCACAAUUUGUUUACUAUAAUAGAGACAUUAUUUAUAAGACAAAAUUAGUAAACAACUUAAUUUAUAGCUUGUCCGUUUUUUUAUAGAAGAUAUUCCGAUAGCUUUGGUGUUAUUGUCGACGGCAGCACGUAAACUUUGCCAUAACUCAAAAUUGUUCACGAAAUUCAAAUGAAAUUUGGUAUAAUAUUAAAAAAAAGACAAUAUAAAUUAUAAAAUGGUAUAAUUUUGAGGAAGACAAUAUGCACAUGUUAAACAAGGCCCAUAACUCUGGCUUAAAGAAUUGUUGAAAUAUACCCAUUGUUUGACUGGAAUGAAAUAGAUGAGCUUUUGUGUUGGCUCUACAGCACUCUUUUUGGUUUAUGGGUAUUUGAAAUAUUUUCUAUACUUAAAUAAUACAACAAGAACUCGGACAUUGUUUAGUAUGAAUAAUUGUUUUAACAGAUAAACAGAAUUCGACUUUUUAUCUUUAUUUUAAUGAAUUAGCAACAUAUUAUAUGAAAACCAAAUCACAAAAAAGAAAUUGGCUUCAUUUAUGUAUUUAUUUCUGUAUUUGUUAGUUUCCUGCAUUGGAAUCAUUCUGUAAGUAGAUGGAAUAUUUUUUGAGAUUUGUCAAAUUGUUAUCUGAUGUUAAAUAGUAGCUAGAUUUUACUAUGUUUUUUAUUUCUGAGAGCUGAUAUUUUAACAACAAUACCAUGGCUUAUAAGGUGUAGAAUUACUGUGAGUUAGAUUUAAGUAUAUUUUUUGUUUGUAUCCAGAAUAAUUGAUAACAUUCUUACAUGAGGACUAGAUCAUUUACAUCCUAGUUUUAAUGUCUAAAUAUCUCACUAGUAUGAACAUCAUGUAGUUAAGGCUGGCCUAGUAUGGUAGUUUUACAUCAUGAAAUAAAAGAAUGAAAUAUUA
Messenger RNA from Mya arenaria, 7025 nucleotides. RefSeq names its product ankyrin repeat and fibronectin type-III domain-containing protein 1-like. The record is from RefSeq and is a predicted model, not a curated record. Gene Ontology annotation, biological process: regulation of establishment of bipolar cell polarity; signal transduction; establishment of mitotic spindle orientation. Gene Ontology annotation, molecular function: protein binding. NCBI's taxonomy places the organism in Eukaryota, Metazoa, Mollusca, Bivalvia, Myida, Myidae. The transcript is spliced from 25 exons. The coding region runs from base 1049 to 4711 and encodes 1220 amino acids. Gene Ontology annotation, cellular component: spindle.